AUGAAUGAUAACAAUAAAAUAGUAUUAUCGAAAUUGAAUUUUCGAAAAAUAUUUAAUAAAUCAAAAUCUCCAAUCGAAUAUACAUCAUAUAAAUAUCAACAUAUUCAAACGGAAUGGAUUAUUCAUCAAAGUCAUUUAAAAUAUUUAUAUAAUACAAAAAUUCGUGGUGAUUCACAAUUUGAAACUUAUCUUAUUGUAUUAACUCGAAUACCCAUUGAAACUUUCGAGUAUAAAAUUGUAUUAUAUCUAUAUUCUAAUGAAAAUAAAUCUCCAUCAUAUUUUUUUGAAAUAGAUCAAACAACACAAAUUUAUGAUCGAUGUAAUCGAAUUAUAGAACCAGCACCGAAAUAUUUUUUAUUUGAAUUAAAAUUUAUUAAUCAAGAAAAUCAAACUGAAAUAUUUGGUGCAAAAGAUAAUUUCGAACGACAAAUAUGGGUGCGAAUAUUAAAGAAUAUUUUUCCCAAAUCUAAAUCAGAAACAUUACCAGUGGAUUAUUUAUAUUUAUUACCAACAUCUAGUGAAAAUGGUGGAGAAUCUUCUAAUCCAAGAGUCGGUCGUAAGCAAUAUCUAAGCUGUCCAACAGCUCCGUCUGAUUUUGAAUUAUCAUCUUCUUCAAAAGCUGAACAACUUGAACAUACUCAAUCUUCUAUUAAUGAAAAUAAAAACCAUCAGUUAUCUGGUAUUGAAUUAUGUUCAAAUGAUAACUCAAAUCCUUUUCAAGAAAAAAGACUUAUGUGGAAUAGCAUUUUUUAUCGAAAUAAAAAUAAUGAUUAUCCAAGUAUUCUUGCUAGAACUAAUGAAUAUGGUACCUUUCUUAUUCGACCUCAAUCAAAAAAAUCAAGUACCAGUAAUCAUGAUUAUACAUUAUGUUUGUAUUAUCAAUUUAAUGACAUUCGAUGUUUUCCAAUAUAUCAAUUAUCGACACGAAAAAAUGAAUAUAGUUUAGCACAAAAAGAUUCAAAAAAUUUUGUCGAUAUGAUUCAUCUUUGUGAAUAUUAUAAAACAAAUCCAUUACCGAUGUCUACAAAUAAUAAUGUUUAUCUAAAAAAUCCUUAUAAAUAUUUUAUCAAUGAAUAUCAUGAUAAAAAUAAAAAUCAUUGA
Messenger RNA from Rotaria sp. Silwood1, 1101 nucleotides. The record is from the annotation of a GenBank genome assembly. NCBI's taxonomy places the organism in Eukaryota, Metazoa, Rotifera, Eurotatoria, Philodinida, Philodinidae.